Molecule: messenger RNA, 1788 nt
Organism: Sarcophilus harrisii (Tasmanian devil)
Lineage: Eukaryota; Metazoa; Chordata; Mammalia; Dasyuromorphia; Dasyuridae
Gene: LY86
Product: lymphocyte antigen 86
Exons: 5
Coding region: 89-562 (157 amino acids)
Biological process (GO): innate immune response; positive regulation of lipopolysaccharide-mediated signaling pathway
Source: RefSeq, a predicted model, not a curated record
ACCUCUACAGGGGGGAAGUGAGGGAACAGUCCUCUUUUUGUCUGGUUAGUCUGAGGGUGCUCUGGAUGGUAUUUUGAGACUCGCCAUCAUGAAGAUUUUUAUGACUCCACUCGUUGCAUUGGUUUUGUUAUGCCCCAGCUGCAGCAGCAAAUGGACCACACACACUGCUUGCAAGGAUGACAAACUGGAAUUGCUCUACCAGAGUUGCGAUCCACUACAAGACUUUGGCUUCUCUGUAGACCACUGUAACAAUCCACUAAGUGAAAAUGUCAAUAUUCGAUUUGGAAUUAUUCUAAGAUAUGACAUCAAUGAGCUGUUUCUUGACAUCAAUCUCUUCUCAAUGCAAAAGUCCAUAUUUUCCUUUUCAUAUCCUGUGUGUGAAGUGGAUUUCCCAAAGUUUUCUUUCUGUGGAAGAAAGAAAGGAGAAAAGAUCUACUAUGCUGGAAAGAUCCAUAACCCUUCCUUUCCAAUUGGCAAGGGAGAAUAUCACAUCUUAUUGAGGCUACACAAUGAAAAUAAUUUCACCAUUACUUGUGCCAACAUUACUGUUAUUAGCUACUGAUCCGCCAUUAUUUUCUCAAAUUCAAGAGCAUAACCGUAUGUGGCUGAAUGGAAAGCUCAAAUCCCUGCAAUUAGGCAAGCUAUCCAAGAAACCCCAAUGUCAGUGACAACCAAUUUUCACCAGAAGCCUCAGGUGCUGAUUUAAGCCCCAGGAGCAGAUGUCCCAGAACCCUUGGGUAUAAUUAGUCCCAUGAAAUUAUCUAUCUGUAUCUAAUGAGCCUAACAUUAGUAGUUAAGCACUCCUUGGUCCUCAUUUGCUGUUUCCUAAUUGAUCAUCACAGACCAAAUGCUCAUCUUUUUUGAUUCCUUGGGGAUCUACCCAAGGAGUUUAAACGAAUAAGGAAUCCAGCCCACAGUAUUAACCUGUGGUUUAUUCAAAGCAUUUUAAUACUAUAUUGGAUUUGAAAUUUAAUUUCAUCUCCCUAAUGCCUGGUAUUAAAGCAAAGCAACCAGAUUUCAAACUAAACUUGGGGCUUUAUAGAAAUGUCUAUUAUCCUUGCAAAUGAAACCAUGUCAGAGGCCCAGCACCCAUAGAAUAUAAAAUAAAUCUGGUAUUAGAGGUAAAUCUGAGAUGACACCAUGGACUGAAUGCUCAUUAGUAGUAUCAUAGUUGUACAGACUUAUUAGACACAGAUAGGAAGUCACAUUAGACACAGAUGGAAAGUCAUAUUAGAGAUCUAGUCCCAUCCUACUUCCAAUACAUGGAUUCCCAUCCCCUCUCCAAACAAGUGGUCAUCUAACCUUUACACAAAUACCCCUCUCAAAACUCAUUCCCUACUUCAUUUACAACCUGUUCCAAUUCAAGACCAUUCUAAUUAUUAAUUAAAGUUUAUCCUUACACUGAGCUCAAAUUGCUGACCUACUUCCUACUCUUUUUUCUAUUUCUUUUUCUCAAGAGAUAAGCAGAAAAGAGAAAGCUCUGAGAAUUUGAGUAAAAGAAUCAUAUUCAUGGUUUUCCUCAAAGGUGCAAGUUUCCUAAUCCUUAAAUGUUCAAAAGUCCUACCUUAGUCAGGCAUGAAUGCAUUUAUUCAAAUAUGGAAACAUAUUCCUAGACCCAGUGACGAAUGACUAAGUUCCCUUUCUUAAUGCUGAAGAGUCCUGACAGUUGUUAUUCAGUUUUUUGGUGUGUGAUGCCAUGAACCAUCCUUGUCCAUGGGGUUUUCUUGGCAAAGAUAUUGCAGUAAUUUGCUAUUUCCUUCUCCACUGGAUUAAAGCAAACAGAAGUUA